This is a messenger RNA of Notothenia coriiceps (black rockcod), 568 nucleotides long. RefSeq names its product cathepsin K-like. Gene Ontology annotation, molecular function: cysteine-type peptidase activity. Gene Ontology annotation, biological process: proteolysis. Lineage: Eukaryota; Metazoa; Chordata; Actinopteri; Perciformes; Nototheniidae. The annotation marks the transcript as partial. The transcript is spliced from 3 exons. The record is from RefSeq and is a predicted model, not a curated record.
CUAUCAGCCCUCUUUUCUCUCAAGACAGCUGAGGAAGUCAAUGAGAAGCUGAACGGCCUGAGGCUGGAGGAGUCAGCUGAUUUCAGAAAUGUCACUUUAAAGGAACCGAGAGGCUCAGCGACACCUCAGAGUGUCGACUGGAGGAAGCACGGCCUGGUCAGUCCGGUCCAAAACCAGGGGAUGUGCGGGUCCUGCUGGGCCUUCAGCUCUCUGGGGGCUCUCGAGGGUCAGAUGAAGAGGAGAACAGGAGUCCUGGUUCCCCUGAGUCCUCAGAACCUGGUGGACUGCAGCACCAGCGACGGGAACCAAGGCUGCAGAGGAGGAUACAUCUCCAAAUCCUUCAGCUACGUCAUCCGCAACCGAGGCGUGGACUCAGAGAGGUUUUACCCCUACGAACACCAGAACGGGAAGUGUCGGUAUUCACUCAGAGGAAAGGCCGGCUACUGCUCUGAUUUCCACAUCCUCCCUGGGGGGGAUGAGGGAGCUCUGCAGGCUGCCGUGGCGUCAGAGGGGCCGGUCGCUGUGGCCCUGAACGCCAUGCUGAAAUCCUUCCAUCUCUACAGAGGAG